Labeo rohita (rohu) is the source of this 1073-nucleotide messenger RNA. RefSeq names its product transmembrane protein 109 (gene tmem109). The record is from RefSeq and is a predicted model, not a curated record. NCBI's taxonomy places the organism in Eukaryota, Metazoa, Chordata, Actinopteri, Cypriniformes, Cyprinidae. Bases 355 to 1011 code for a protein of 218 amino acids. The transcript is spliced from 3 exons. Gene Ontology annotation, biological process: intrinsic apoptotic signaling pathway in response to DNA damage by p53 class mediator; cellular response to gamma radiation.
UAGGCGGCAGGGUUGCUCCUUCCAGGGAGGAAAGAGGAAGCAGGCGUUGCUCCAGGAAAAGAAACUCUUUAUGGAUUCGUUUCGUAAACCAUGGGUUUAUUAGUGAAAGAUAGAGCUGGCAUUCUUUGUAAGACCAUUUCUGAUAUAAAAAUGCCCUUAAACUUCAUUUACUAGUCCCCAAACGGAGACGCCUGAAUUCAGCGUUUUGACUCUUUCCAUGUAGCACUGCCAGUACAGUUGUUUUUCAAGUUGUUUCUUUAACCCGUUAUUUGCGAAGAACGUUUUCCAAAAAUACGAAUUUAAGCACUUUUGUGUGCGGUGGUGUAUAAGUGUAGCUAAAGGCGCCUUUUCAAAAUGGGUCAGUGUUUCUAUUUUACCACGCUUAUACUUUCAGUUUCGUGUCAGUUGAUACCGUCGUGUCACUCUUUCGAAUGGGACGAGCAGUCUAGUCCACUGCAAAAUGUGCGGUCCAUCUUCACGAGUUUGUCCGAGGAAGCCCACAGUUGCCUGGUCUCUACAUUCGGUGAAAAGAGAGUCGACCUGUCUAUCAAACUUCUACAAAAUGGUGUAAAAUGGAAGUCAGAUGCCGUGGCAUCAGUCCUUAACGUGGUCAUCCGGUAUGUUGCAGAAAUCUUGGAAUCAGCAGGAAUUCUAGCCAAGCUACCUUUCCAAAAAGUCACUCCUGAGGGAGUGAUUUUUGUAGCUAAGUGGGGCCUUCUGGUUGUUGUGGCCUACUGGAUAAUAUCCUUCAUUGUGCGUUUGGUGGUUGGAGCUGUAAGGCAGACUUUAUGGCUGCUGAAGGUCACCUUUGUCAUUGGCAUGUUUGGAUGGAUUCUCAGCACCACUGGAGCCUCUGCAGAAACCACAGCGAUAAGACUAGCAGGCCUGGUGUGUAUUUGUGUCCUGUUAGGAAUACGUUCAACAUCUGCAGUGCCAGAUGCACACCUCGAAGACAAAAUCAAGAUGCUGGAGAGACGACUAAGAGAGAUGGAGAAAAGCAAAAUGGAAUGAUGGAAAAUCCUCAUCAGACCAGGAAUAACUUAUCUAAGGAUGGAGUACAGCAUGAUAUUAUG